Molecule: messenger RNA, 1587 nt
Organism: Hevea brasiliensis (rubber tree)
Lineage: Eukaryota; Viridiplantae; Streptophyta; Magnoliopsida; Malpighiales; Euphorbiaceae
Product: probable inactive heme oxygenase 2, chloroplastic
Exons: 5
Coding region: 245-1156 (303 amino acids)
Biological process (GO): phytochromobilin biosynthetic process; heme oxidation
Molecular function (GO): heme oxygenase (decyclizing) activity
Source: RefSeq, a predicted model, not a curated record
GAUGAGUUAAAAAUUAGAGGAUUUUGAAUAGUUUCAACCCUCAAAUAACCUCCCAAAAACCAUCAAUUCCCUUAACUCUUCCCACCCCUCCUUCUCAAUCAAGGUAAAAUUUCCUUGAAACCGUUACUUACUUUCCCUUGCCACCGUAGCCUCUCAAUCCAACAAAGAGUUUGCAUCAUCUUCCAGUUGCAGACAAGAAUACUAGCAGAAACCAGAAAGUCUGGGCAGUGUCUUAAAAGCACCGAUGGCACCGUGUCAAGCACUGCCAAACUCAUUAUUCACAUCAUCUCAACUGAAGCUCAUAGUACCAACUGAGAAUAAGAGAUACCCCACAAAGUUGAUAAUGUGUUGCUCCCAUUCCAAUUCUUCAUUUUCAACCACAACUACGACGACGACGAAGUUUGGUCUUCCGAUUAUUAGAAAGAGAAAGAGAUACAGGAAGCCGUACCCAGGAGAGACAAAGGGCAUUACUGAAGAGAUGAGAUUCGUUGCUAUGAGGCUUCGUAAUCUCAAAGGCAAAUACACCCGCGAGUCUAUUAACAGUGAUGAUGGGGAUGAUGAUUCCCAAAAUUCACAAGACGACCGCGUAUCAAAGGAAGAAGAAAACACGGGUGAGGGUGAUAGGGAAAGUUGGGUCCCCAGUAUGGAAGGGUUCAUUAAGUACCUGGUUGACAGCAAGCUCGUUUUCGACACCGUCGAGCGUAUUGUUGAUAAAUCCGAUGAUGUUUCUUAUGCUUAUUUUAGAAGAACUGGAUUGGAACGAUCAGGGGUUCUUGCAAAAGACCUUGAGUGGUUUAGCCAACAGGAUAUUGCUAUUCCUAAACCUAGUACUCCUGGAGUUUCAUAUGCCAAAUAUUUGGAGGAUCUUGCAGAGAAGAGUGCCCCUUUGUUUCUCUGCCAUUUCUAUAAUAUAUAUUUCUCACACAUAGCAAGUGGUCAAGUGAUAGCAAGACAGGUCUCUGAGAAGCUUCUAGAAGGGAGAGAUUUGGAAUUUUACAGAUGGGAGGGAGAUGUUCAAGAAUUGCUGAAGUGGACACGUGAGAAUCUCAAUAUGCUUGGAGAGCACUGGCCCCGAGAUGUGAAAAACAAAUGUUUAAAAGAAGCAACGAAGUCCUUCAAGUAUUUGGGGCAGAUAGUCCGGUUGAUUGUCUUGUAAAGCAAAUUUGUUUUUGCAUUCAACCGUUGUGCUGGGUAGCAUUGAUCCCGUUGUGGCCAAGUUAAAACCUUUCUCUAGCUGUUCAACUUUGCAAACAGGCAGGAGUGCGGAUCAUGGAGUAAAAGCAGCACUUUUCUUUCUACACAUGGGAUUGCCUUAUGCUUGCGCUUGGUGACACUGAUUUUAUCCCAUGUGAAGCAAUUCGACGUAGGAAGCAACAUUUGUGUUCUGAACCAUGUAAAGUGGUGGAUCUCCCCCUACGUCCUUCCUUUCUAAGGCCUUGCCUUCAGAACCUAGCAUUUGUUUCUGAUGCUGAUUUGGGGGCUGGGUCCAUUGGUCCUGAUCCCUCAAGGGAUGUAAGGCAAAUAAAGCCACGUUGUUUGUUGGAACUGGAAACUUCAAUGCACCCACGAGUUUAUUUUGUCAGUAAA